GCAAGACCACCAUGGAUGACCUCGCGAGCCUCUUGGACCGGAGCGACGCUGCCUUCGCCGACGACGUCUCGGCGCUCGUGCCUGUGGCCGAUGAUGCGUCCUUGACGAGCGCGCUAAGCGCGUCCAAGAAGCGCCAGCGCACGUGCAUGAAGGACGAGCUGGCGUAUCUGCGGGCCAAGCAUGCGGCGCUGGCAGCGGAGCUCGCGCUCUUGCAAGUGACGGCCGACGUGUCGAUCUGGAAAGGCCGCGCGUUUGGCCAAGUCCGCGCGGCGCAGCAAGCGCAGAACGAGAACAUGCGGUUGCGCACGAGCCUCGCGAGCCAGCUCAAGGUCCUCGACGCGCUGCAAAAGCUCUUUCUCAAGCAGCCCAGUCUGUGUCAGUUGCAGUCGAUCGAGCACUACAAGGUUCCGACGCUCGGGGUCGAGCGACGAAAAGAGACUUUGGAGGCUUUAUUGCAGCACCAGUACGAGCAGCUACCGUCGCAGUGGGUGCGGCAUGGGCUCCACGCGUACGAAGCCAACGACGAUGGCAUCUUGGAGACGCGCGUGCAUACGGACGACGGCCCGCUGCGCCUCGACAUUCUUAAGUGCGAUUCGUGGCCCGUGGCGUUCACGCAGCUCGCGCACGUUGUGUGGCAACUCCUUGUCGACCGAACCGACAUUGAUAUCACCAUGGCGCUGAAGAAAACGGCGGUCGAGGUCUUCUCCGACACGAUGGUCUACGCACAGUAUGUCGGCUUGUGCACGCCACCCGCGCCGUAUCCUCGCCUCCCGCCCGUCGAGAGUCGCAUUGCGUGUCGGCGCUUUGACGAAGCGACGCGCGUCGUCAUUGUGUGGCGCUCGAUUCUGGACGAUGCGCUGUUUCCAACGCCGCAGCAUCACCUCCAGGGCGACGAGUGUGGCUGGGUUGUGGUACAGCAAAAAGACGCGAAACACGCGCGGCUCUUGUCGUACUCGACGACCAAACCACCGCUCGUGCCCGAGUUGAGAGAGACAAAUACCGUCGUCCGCGCACCCGGCAUGCUCACCGAGUCGCUCUUGCAGCAAGUCCAUGCCAGCUGCGACGCGGUCGACUUGACGAUUCAACGCGGCCUUGCAACAGUGUCGAGAGCACCUUGAGUCGAUCUUAGAGUCUAUGCAUGCGAGCUCUGGCUUUGUGAGGCGUACGGUGCACUGUCAUUGCAAGUAAAAAGAAGGGCAUUGCUUUCAUCCUAAUGAGACGGAGACCCGUGCGACA
Molecule: messenger RNA, 1236 nt
Organism: Saprolegnia diclina VS20
Lineage: Eukaryota; Oomycota; Saprolegniomycetes; Saprolegniales; Saprolegniaceae
Exons: 3
Coding region: 12-1118 (368 amino acids)
Source: RefSeq, a predicted model, not a curated record